This is a messenger RNA of Acytostelium subglobosum LB1, 405 nucleotides long. RefSeq lists its product as hypothetical. The record is from RefSeq and is a predicted model, not a curated record. The annotation marks the transcript as partial. The transcript has a single exon. NCBI's taxonomy places the organism in Eukaryota, Evosea, Eumycetozoa, Acytosteliales, Acytosteliaceae.
AUGCUCGACAACAACAACAAAGAUAAGAGCAACAAUAAGAAUAACAAGGAGAAUAAGACCAUUCAAUCAAUGACAAAGGAUCAUCUGGAUCAGAUAUUAAACGCUGAUCAGAAGAAACGUGCCACAACAAACUAUCAUACUUCAUUCAAAGCAAUUGGGUCACAACUGAUGCAACAGAACAUUAUUGGUGGCCAACGAUACCAACCAUACUCCAAAUCAACAACAACAACCAGCAAUGACCAGAGUGAGAGUAGGAGUAGUUCGACAAAGAGUUCAAAAGGAGUACAACAACCUCAACCUGUUCAGCAAAGCAACAACAAUCAACGACCAGGCAGCAACAACAGCAACAAACGACAACAACAACUACAGCCAAAGAAGUCCAAGUGGGGUGACCAGUUGUCGAGU